AGCCGCCAAGCGAAGACACAGCGCGCCACAUUCAACUUUUCAAGAGUCGCGGCUGCUUCAGAGAGGAUAGAUAUAAUAUAUAACACUAUAAUACUUUAUUAUUGUUGCGUUUUGUUUAAAACUUUGAAUAAAAAUGGACUGUGUGGAUUUCCCUAGAGUUCUUCCAAACUCACCGAGGAAAGCGCGAGGACAAAUUCAGGUCAUCUUUGGACCCAUGUUUUCAGGAAAAAGCACUGAACUGAUGAGGAGAGUGCGACGUUUCCAGAUUGCCCAGUAUAACUGCCUGGUGAUUAAAUAUGCCAAGGACACGCGCUACUCUGAUACGGGCAUGGCCACACACGACAAAAACACAAUGGAAGCUGUACCUGCAAACUGUCUGGCAGACGUGAGGUCUCUGGCACUACAAGUCUGCGUCAUCGGAAUUGAUGAAGGACAGUUUUUCCCAGACACGGUGGAGUUUUGUGAGGAGAUGGCCAAUCUGGGAAAGACGAUCAUUGUAGCUGCCUUGGAUGGAACUUUCCAGAGAAAACCAUUUGGAAACAUCCUGAAUCUCGUGCCUCUCGCCGAGAGUGUGGUGAAGCUCCACGCUGUCUGCAUGCAGUGUUACAAAGAAGCUGCCUACACGAAGAGGAUAGGAGCAGAGACGGAGGUGGAGGUGAUUGGUGGAGUGGACAAAUAUCAGGCGGUGUGUAGAAAGUGUUAUGGGGGUCUAAUGGAGGACAAAGAAAACAGUGCCCCCUUCAGGAAUGAAACGCCAUAUCAUGCCCUCGUGGGAAAACUUGUAGACUCCGGAGUUCCCCGGAAACUUUUCUCCUCGCUCCACCUGAAUGCAAAAUAAGACAUGUUACAGAAGUUCAGCGGAGACUUGAGAAAUUCAACAAUUGUUUCUUGUAUUUAUGUGUUUAGAAUUGGAUGUUUUUUUUAUCUGACUGGUGUCAUUUUCUCUAGGUUUUAACAGCUCGGUAAUGUUUGUACUUAAUUGACGAGGACAAUGCAGAUAGUGUCAAACCUUCAACUCACUGCCAUCUCUAAACAUGUCUAACAUUUGUCUAAAGAUUAGACCUGCCAAAUAAAAAGGUUUCAUUUAUUUAUUCCAUUAUAAACAAAUGCAUUUUCCUGCCCUCUAUUUAAAUGAAUUUAUGUCAAAGCUGAGGUUACCUCAAAUUUCUUCAUGUAUCGAAAGUCAGGAGUGGUCCUGAAGUAAAAAUGUAUGGUUUCAAA
Solea solea (common sole) is the source of this 1221-nucleotide messenger RNA. It is a transcript of the gene tk1, whose product is annotated as thymidine kinase 1, soluble. NCBI's taxonomy places the organism in Eukaryota, Metazoa, Chordata, Actinopteri, Pleuronectiformes, Soleidae. Gene Ontology annotation, molecular function: ATP binding; thymidine kinase activity. The record is from RefSeq and is a predicted model, not a curated record. The transcript is spliced from 7 exons. The coding region runs from base 134 to 838 and encodes 234 amino acids. Gene Ontology annotation, biological process: thymidine metabolic process.